GAAAGAUCUGAUCAUCAAUUGGUUGUAUGCUAUCUUCGUGUAUCUGAAUACCGAUCGGUUCGUGCUCUAAUCGGUUUAUAUCAACGUGAAACAAAUCAAGAAAUACGCGCUAAAUUGCUCAGAUGUAUUGGAAUAUGUUGUUCUUUAGAUUCUGCUUGUAUUCAUAUCUGUCUUGAAUCAGUUCUUCCUAAUGAACUCAUUCGAGAAAUACGAUGCACUACAGAACAGG
Trichobilharzia szidati is the source of this 229-nucleotide messenger RNA. NCBI's taxonomy places the organism in Eukaryota, Metazoa, Platyhelminthes, Trematoda, Strigeidida, Schistosomatidae. The record is from the annotation of a GenBank genome assembly.